Molecule: messenger RNA, 1189 nt
Organism: Salvelinus namaycush (lake trout)
Lineage: Eukaryota; Metazoa; Chordata; Actinopteri; Salmoniformes; Salmonidae
Product: transmembrane protein 238-like
Exons: 1
Coding region: 6-332 (108 amino acids)
Source: RefSeq, a predicted model, not a curated record
UAACCAUGGCCCAGCACUAUGAUGGUCUGUCCCACUGUAAGCUGGCCCUGGCGUUUGCCAUAUUGAUGGACCUGCUAGGUGUGUCUGCUCUGCUGGUCGGGGUCUUCGCCCCAUUAGAGAUUAAGGGACAGGACUUUGGGGACCUGCUGGUGUACUCUGGGGCUCUACUGAUGCUCAUGUCCCUGGGAGGAUGGGUCAUGUGGUACAGCGGGAACCUUGAGGGCCUGACCUCCAGGAAGGAGCUAUGGGGAACCAUGGGUGCCAUGGACCGGCUGGCCCGCUCCCUCAGCCGCAGGAUACGACUCCCCAGGAGCCACAGCAGCCCCUCAUGAUGCUUCAUGGUCAGGCGUAGGAGAAGGGUGUGGUUGUAGGGGAGGAUCCUCAGUGUCUCCAUUAGACUAUUGGCCCCUGACAGUCAAACUGCCUGUGGGUCUGGGAGCGGUAUUGUUGGCAUUGAGGGAGUGCUAUUAAAUGAACCAGGCUAUGGCCUGUGAUGUGAACGGGCAAAAGCGGGGUUGGGAGGAGUGCCCUUCUCAAAUCAAACAGUAAUCUGCGCCGCUCGGUCAUGUUGUCAUCAAGGCAGCAUAUGUUCACAUUUUCAAACUAGUUUUCAUUAGGAAGGCAGAUAAAGCCUUUUUAUCAAAAGCAAUCAUUUUUGUAUGUAAAAACCCAGAAUCCAACUCAUUACUCCACGUGAUUAACCUGUCCCUUUUUUUUGGAGCUGACUUCGCCGUCGGCCAAAACGGGGCACUGGGCUCACGACCGGGAGGGAGCCUGUUUCCAAAACGAAUCUAAUCAACGCUAACCGGCUUCACCUGGGGCAGUAAUAAGAUUCAGUUUUUGAGACAUUUUAUAGAACUCCCUCAUUCUUUAACCCAAGUUCCACCGCCUCCACGGUGGAAGAGACUUACAUACUGCUAGUUCACUAGUGUCAAUUGCAAGAUGUAAAAACGGUCGGUCAUUGCUUUUUAUUGGGACUUGACCUUUGCUGAAACACCUCCGGUAGAUAACAGAAUUGUACAGACUGUCUGAGUAGGAUUUUAAACGAUCAAGCAUGGAGGCCAUUCAUAGUUCACUUGGUUGGUUUGUUUAGGCUUGAAUCUGUACAGAAUUGGUCUGUAUAUUCAUAAUAAUCCAUGUGUUGUGGUUUUCUUUGAAUCGUAAUAGGGUUUUUGUAUUAAAACUAUAA